Molecule: messenger RNA, 546 nt
Organism: Chiloscyllium plagiosum (whitespotted bambooshark)
Lineage: Eukaryota; Metazoa; Chordata; Chondrichthyes; Orectolobiformes; Hemiscylliidae
Source: RefSeq, a predicted model, not a curated record
UGAUGAGUUAAGCUAAUAAGUAGCUUUCUCUCAGCUGAGUCUGACAUGUUCUCAAGGUUGACCAGUAAUGUACCUGUGUGUGUCUCAGAGCUACAAGAAGUGUCGGAGCAUGCUCAGACUCAGUGCAAAGCGGAGAAACAAAGGCGCAAGGAGCUUGAGGUGAAGGUUGCCAGUCUGGAGGAGGAGCUUAUGGAUCUGCGAACUGAAAGAAAAAAUCUGGAGAAGAAUUUAGCAGAAAGGAAGAGGAAAGCAGUAACGGAGCGGCAGCGGGCGGAGGAGGAAAUGGAUGAAAUCCGGAAAUCGUAUGAAGAGGAACUGGGAAAAGUGCGGUCGUUGCUGAAGAAAACCCGAACAUCGACUGACCAGGCUGCAGCAGAGCAGGUAAAGGGACUGAUCCUGCAACAGACUGGUUUGUUCCUCUCUGUCAAUCUCAGCCAUUCAUAUCCAUGUUUAAUGUUCCAUGCAGUGGCCUGGGCUCAACUCUGGGUCUCCUCAGUAGUUUCAGAUCACGAACAAACUGCAUGGGAGGUUGAACUGGGUAGAUAA